AUGCAUCCAUCCUUCCUAUCCCUUGCUGCAUGCUUCGUCCUCGCGGUUGGAGCAAACCCGGUCAAGCCCGGCUCAGUUGAUGAAGGCGGCUCCCGGUCCCGCUGUGGCGUUGUUGCGUUCGAGGGAAACGGCAAAGUAUGGAUGGUUCAUUCUAAGGCCGACGGACUUAUACUACCCAAGGGUGGAUAUGAUUCAGACAAAGAUUCAAACAUGGAAGACUGUGUGGUACGCGAGGCCAAAGAGGAAGCUGGAGUUGACGUCAUUAGGAGCUCUAUUGUAGCUCUUUCCGUUGACGAUGGCUCGGUGCAUUGGUUUAAGUGCAAAGUAUCUGGCCACGGAACCCGAACCGAUGCCUCCCUGGAAGGGCGCAAACCGCCACGCGCACUUCCAGUCGCAGAUGCCAUGACUGAACUGAAAAAGGAUAGUAAGGGGAAGAAGAAGGGUAUGCAAAAAGCGCUUAAAGCUGCAACCAAGUAG
This is a messenger RNA of Colletotrichum higginsianum IMI 349063, 477 nucleotides long. RefSeq names its product Nudix domain-containing protein. The record is from RefSeq and is a predicted model, not a curated record. The transcript has 2 exons. NCBI's taxonomy places the organism in Eukaryota, Fungi, Ascomycota, Sordariomycetes, Glomerellales, Glomerellaceae. Bases 1 to 477 code for a protein of 158 amino acids.